Labrus bergylta (ballan wrasse) is the source of this 2981-nucleotide messenger RNA. Its product is annotated as RNA-binding protein 5. The record is from RefSeq and is a predicted model, not a curated record. Gene Ontology annotation, cellular component: nucleus. Gene Ontology annotation, molecular function: RNA binding. Gene Ontology annotation, biological process: mRNA splicing, via spliceosome. Lineage: Eukaryota; Metazoa; Chordata; Actinopteri; Labriformes; Labridae.
AGAGAAGAAGACUCUUCUCUCCUGACCAUGCUCCUGACCUAAUAUUUAUAGUCGAUGCUCCUGACCGACCGGUUUAUACAAACCCUUUUUGUCUGCUAUGAACUGCGCUUAGAAACGGGAAUUUUACGUGAUUCUCACCUGGUCUACAGUACCCUCAGCAUCAACUCCUCAUCCCCAAAUUUCUCAUAUUUUUUGAGUUUCCUUAUCAAUCUCUUGUCCUCUGCACAAACCAUGGGACCUGAUAAAAGACCCAGUCGGGAUGAACGUAGUGGAAGAUAUGUUUCAGAUAGGAGGAGAGAUGAUCCAGAAUGGCAUCAGAGACGAGGUAAAGAUAUGGAGAGAUGUGAUCGACGUUGGAGUGAUGAGAGGGAAAGAGAGUGCUGGGAUAGCCCAGAGCAUGCCGAUUCUGUUUUUCUGCAACAGAGGGGAAGAAAACGGCGAAAUAGUGACCUCUCUGAUGAUGAAUAUGACGCAGAUUAUCCAGAUCAGGACAACAAUAUGGAGCAGGAGGAGGAGAGCAAGACUAUAAUGCUGAGGGGACUCUCUCUUCAUGUCACAGAGGAAGACAUCCGCUCAGCCCUCGAACUGCUGCAGGGGCCCCAGCCUGUGGACAUUCGCUUGAUGAAGAAAAGCACAGGUAUAAGCCGAGGUUUCGCCUUCGUGGAGUUUUAUCACUUGCAAGAUUCUACCCGAUGGAUGGAGACCAAUCAGGAUAAGUUGGUGAUCCAAGGGAAAAGCAUUGCGUUGCACUACAGCAACAGGAGACAGAAGUUUGAAAACUGGCUUUGCAACGCAUGUGGCCUCUACAAUUUCCGGAAGAGGUUAAAGUGUUUCAGGUGUGGAGCAGCCAAAAUUGAUGGGGAGUUCCUGGGACAGAGCGGUUUUAACGCUGACGCUCAACGUCCGGGAGAUUACAGCGGAGACACAAUGAUUUUAAGGAACAUCAGUCCUCUUUCUACUGUUGAUGGAAUUUUGAGCAUAUUGGACCCCUACGCAAACCUGUCAGUGGGAAACAUCCGCCUCAUCAAAGACAAGCAAACGGGACAGAAUAGAGGCUUUGCCUUUGUUCAGCUCUCAUCCCCCUUGGAGGCUUCUCAACUGCUCAGGAUUCUCCAGAGCCUUCAGCCACCUCUAAAACUGGACGGAAAAACAAUUGGUGUGGAUUAUGCCAAGAGCGCUAGGAAAGACUCCGCCCAGCCUGAUGGGACCAGAGCGAACGCCCUGUCUGUGGCCAGUACCGCCAUUGCUGCUGCUCAGUGGUCAUGCAGUCAGUUACAGAGAGGAUCAGGUUUCACAUCUGACUAUGUUCCCCACCAAGAGGGCUACACGCAGCAAACACAGACUCAUCAAGUGUGGCAGCAGCAGCCUGAAGCUCCAGUCAUUGGAGAUGGAUUACUUGGAGCUGCUCCAGGAAUGAAGACACUGAUCCCUGUGGGGACAGGCGUGGUCAUCUCCCAGACGGCACAAACGUAUCAACCUGUUAUUAUCAACCAUCCUGCCAUACAGUCUCAUCCAGCAGUGACGCCUGUUCAUGCAGCACAGCAGGCUGCCAGGGUUUUUACUUCUUCUUUGGUGACAUCAGCCGCUUCCAGUUCAGCGGCCACAAUCAGUGCUGUUCCGACUGCUAACACAGCAGUAGCCCCUGACACCUCCACAUACCAGUAUGACGAGUCUUCAGGUUACUAUUACGAUCCACAGACCCGCCUGUACUAUGAUCCUAAUAGUCAAUACUACUACAACUCGGAGACUCAGCAGUACCUCUACUGGGACGGUGAGAAGCAGAAUUACAUCCCUGCAACUCAAUCAGACUCGAGCGCAGAACAAGCUAACAUAGCAGCUAGUUCUUCAACCACAGUCACUCCAAACAGUAAGGAGUGCAAAGAGAAAAAAGACAAGCCAAAAAGCAAGUCUGCACAGCAGAUUGCAAAGGACAUGGAGCGCUGGGCAAAAAGCUUCAAUAAGCAAAAAGAGAGUUACAAAGGCGGUGGACCAUCCAGAGAGGAGGAGAGGAAAGAGUCUGCAGCUGCUGAUGCAGGUUUCCUUGUGUUUGAGAAGAAGCAAAUGGGAGGCUUUGAGAUGCCACCCCUCAUGACUGAACAAUUCAAAAUGGUGGAGCAGGAGAGUUUCGCUAAGAGUGGUGACUUUGCUGCUCACAAUGGAGACAGUGUGACAGAGGAGAGCAGCUCAGAUAGAGCAGAGGAUGAGGAUGGAAAAAUAACAGACUGGAAGAAGAUGGUUUGUCUGCUGUGUCGUCGGCAGUUCCCCACCAAAGAGACUCUGCUGCGUCACCAGCAGCUCUCUGACCUCCACAAGCAAAACUUGGAGACCCAGAGAAGAUCCCAACUCACAGAAGCUGAGCUCGAGGAGUUGGAGAGGACGGAAACUGAGCUGAAGUACAGAGACAGAGCUGCAGAAAGAAGGGAAAAGUACGGUAUUCCUGAACCGUCCGCACCUAAAAAGAAAUGUUACAAACCACUAACCCCAACAGUAAAGUACGAGCAGCCCACCAAAGACGGCCUUACAAGUGAUAAUAUCGGCAACAAAAUGUUGCAAGCAAUGGGCUGGCAGGAGGGCAAAGGUCUGGGGCGCCACCAGCAGGGCAUCACCACUCCCAUCGCGGCUUCAUUAAGGACUAAGGGCACCGGCCUGGGUAUUAAAGGAAGCUCAUAUGAACUGUCAGCAUCUGACACCUACAAGGAUGCUGUUCGUAAGGCCAUGUUUGCACGCUUCACUGAGAUAGAGUGAACACACCAAGUUAUUUGUUUCUGUUCAGACUUAAAAACUGAAAUGUCAAUGUUUUUUGGCGUAUAUAAUUGGUUUUGAUCUUAUUGCUGGACAUUUUAUUAUCUGUUCUCAGUUGAAUGAACAUGUAAAUCUUGUACAGUUUUUUUUUGUAUAUAAAUAAUGUGGACCAGCUGAGGUUUUGUUUCUGUGAAAAACAAAAGAAACAAAGUGAAAAUUAAAUCUGUGCUCACAAAAUA